This is a messenger RNA of Exophiala viscosa, 1186 nucleotides long. RefSeq lists its product as uncharacterized. The record is from RefSeq and is a predicted model, not a curated record. The coding region runs from base 123 to 908 and encodes 261 amino acids. Gene Ontology annotation, molecular function: DNA-binding transcription factor activity. Gene Ontology annotation, biological process: regulation of DNA-templated transcription. Lineage: Eukaryota; Fungi; Ascomycota; Eurotiomycetes; Chaetothyriales; Herpotrichiellaceae. The transcript is spliced from 2 exons.
CUACUUCUUGAUCCUAGGCUUCCUUCUUCCAUUUACUCAAUUGUCAAAGUCGACGAAAGGAGAUUGGGUCGCAUAACACCUAAGCAUCACCUCAGAUAUAUCAAGGUUCUUGCGUGGUCACCAUGCAACGGAGUCACAGCUACACCUACCCUCAGACCGCUAUGGUCGGACACUCUAGAUACGCGUCUACGCAUGCCACCAGCUCUGCUUUCAGUGCCUCUGCCAACCCCAACGAGGACUGGACCAAGAUCUCUGACCUAGCUGAACGAAGACGGAUACAAAACCGGAUCGCUCAGCGAAACUACCGCAAGAAGCUCAAGAGAAGACUCGAGGACCUGGAACGCCGCGCUGGUUCUUCCUCCACUUCUCCAGAACAGUCCCACUCAGAAUUAGUGACCAGCACUCCGGCUAAGGAAUCCAAACAACCUCAAAGUAUGGCUCGCCAAAACUCCCGGUCGAGUACGCAGGACGCUCAGCGAGCAUCGCCAGAGAUCUUACCCCUAGACGACCACUCUUCAAUAUUCGACACUCCGGCAGCUCGUCAUCUCUCAAUGAACUCUCCUCCGGCUUUCACCUUCUCUUCGUACCCGCCUACAACGUCUUAUCUACAGUACGAGCAUCAGCAGCAAUCAGUCUACGACAGCACGCCGAGCUACUACUCAAGCUACCAGUACCCAGUUGAUGUCACAUCAUCCAGCCUACCGCCCACGUUACCGGCGAUGCUUCCUUCGGCAUACGGGAAACAAGACCAUCUCUUUGCGGACGACGACGUGCUGAAUCCGUUCAGCAUGAACUAUGCCUCUCUAGCCGGCCUAGAGAUGCCUUCAAACCACGCCUACACGGGGGCAAGUUCUCAUGUAAAUCCCACCGCUUUCUUCACUCGUUCAUAUUCUAGCCCGCACUUUUGAGCAGCAGCAAAAAAGACAUUCAUGUGCCAGCUCGGGCGUCCGGACUCCCCUCCCAAUCAUCGACUUGCAUUAGCAGCUCGAAUGCUGACUUCCUCUGGCUAGACACCACCGCUCACAGAUCCAUACUCACUCGACUCGGCGCACAAUUCGCCCAACUACUUCGAUGUACCGCUCACACCAGUGUCGAGAACCGCAAGUCCCAACAUUCAGUGGUUCGACAUCGGCUGCAUGUGAGCAGCAAGUCUAGAGAGGCUGGCAAUUAGCGUUUCGUAGCCCAG